This is a messenger RNA of Paramuricea clavata, 279 nucleotides long. NCBI's taxonomy places the organism in Eukaryota, Metazoa, Cnidaria, Anthozoa, Malacalcyonacea, Plexauridae. The record is from the annotation of a GenBank genome assembly.
AUGGAUAAUGACCCUUCACAGAGAAGCAAAGUGGCUAAGAAAGCAAUAAACGAUUCUGGUGCAACAUUAUUUGAAAUCCCUGCGCGUUCGCCAGAUCUUAAUCCUAUCGAGAACUUAUUCCACAUAGUGAAAAAGCAGCUCGAGAGUCAAGCUAUCUCGGAGUGCAUAUAUCAAGAAACGUGGCCUGAAUUUAAAGCAAGAAUGCGUAAAACUAUACUUAAAAUACCAACUACUUAUAGUAACAAUCUUUUAUUAAGCAUGCCCAAACGCAUUGAUGAU